Molecule: messenger RNA, 1491 nt
Organism: Akanthomyces muscarius
Lineage: Eukaryota; Fungi; Ascomycota; Sordariomycetes; Hypocreales; Cordycipitaceae
Exons: 2
Coding region: 1-1491 (496 amino acids)
Biological process (GO): ubiquinone biosynthetic process
Cellular component (GO): mitochondrion
Molecular function (GO): oxidoreductase activity, acting on paired donors, with incorporation or reduction of molecular oxygen, NAD(P)H as one donor, and incorporation of one atom of oxygen; 2-octaprenyl-6-methoxyphenol hydroxylase activity; FAD binding
Source: RefSeq, a predicted model, not a curated record
AUGCCUCUUGGCCGCGUCGUCUCACCGAGCUCCCGGUUCGUUUGCCGCGGAUGCUCUCGCCGCCUGACGCCCGCCUCGCGCCGCGCCUACUCGGCCGCUGUCGCUACUGCUGCUGCACCCGCCCAUGACAUUUACGAUGUCGUCUGCGUCGGCGGCGGUCCCGCGGGCCUGAGUCUUCUCACAGCUCUACGCGCCAACCCCGUCACCGCAAACCUCCGCGUCGCCCUCGUCGAGGCCCAGGACCUGUCCAAGGUCGCAUCCUUUUCGCUGCCGCCGACGCAGUACUCGAAUCGCUGCAGCUCGCUCACCCCGUCGUCCGCACACUUUCUCAACGAGAUUGGCGCCUGGAAGCACAUGCAGCGCGACCGCAUCCAGGCCUUCCAGGAGAUGCAGGUCUGGGACGGCGUCACGGGCGCCCGCAUUGAAUUCGACUGGCAGCACCGCGGCGGCGGCGAGGGCAGCACACUGGCGUACAUGACGGAGAACCUCAACACCACAUCCGGUCUCAUGAAGCGGCUCAAUGAGCUCGGCGGCGUCACCAUGCUGGACAAGUCGCGCGUGGAGAGCAUCACGCUGGGCGAGGAGACCGAGGACCUCGACCUCAGCGGCUGGCCCGUCGUGCACCUCUCGGGCGGGCAGUCGCUCGCUGCGCGGCUGCUCGUCGGCGCCGACGGCGCCAACAGCCCCGUGCGGUCCUUUGCGGGCAUCGAGUCGCGCGGCUGGGACUACGGCCGCCACGGCGUCGUCGCCACGCUCGAGCUCGAGGGCGAGGGCUGGGGCGGCGCGCACACCAAGACGGCCUACCAGCGCUUCCUCCCCACGGGGCCCGUCGCCAUGCUGCCGAUGCCGGGCCGCUACGCCACGCUCGUCUGGUCGACGACGCCCGAGAACGCCGCCGUCCUCAAGGCGCUGCCCGGGCAGGACCUCGUCGCCCUCGUCAACGCCGCGUUCCGCCUACCGCCCGUCGACAUUGCCUACAUGCACACGCAGACCGCCGGCGGGCAGCAGGCGGAGCUCGCGUGGCGCACGCAGCACACGGAGUUUGACGCGCGCGCCACGCCGCAGGCCGCCGUCGCCGUGCAGGACGGCAGCGUCGCCUCGUUCCCGCUCAAGCUGCGCCACGCCGACACCUACGUCGGCGAGCGCGUCGCGCUCGUCGGCGACGCCGCGCACACCAUCCACCCGCUCGCGGGCCAGGGGCUGAACCAGGGCCAGGGCGACAUCCAGAGCCUCGCGCGCGCGAUCCGGUACGCCGUCGAGCACGGCCAGGACCUCGGCACGCAGAUGGCCCUCGAGCCGUACAACGGCGAGCGCUACGCCGCCAACCACGUCGUCCUCGGCGUCUGCGACAAGCUGCACAAGCUCUACUCGGUCGAGAGCGGCCCGCUCGUGCCGCUGCGGUCGCUGGGCCUGCGGGCCGUCAACGGCCUCUCGUCGCUCAAGGGCUUCCUCAUGGACCAGGCUUCGGGGACGGGUGCCAAGGUGUUUUGA